Molecule: messenger RNA, 4189 nt
Organism: Cornus florida
Lineage: Eukaryota; Viridiplantae; Streptophyta; Magnoliopsida; Cornales; Cornaceae
Product: putative pentatricopeptide repeat-containing protein At3g15130
Exons: 2
Coding region: 827-2908 (693 amino acids)
Biological process (GO): RNA modification
Molecular function (GO): protein binding; RNA binding; zinc ion binding
Source: RefSeq, a predicted model, not a curated record
CGGAUAUAAAUUUUGAUCAAUUCGACCCAAUAAUAAAUAAUAUUUUAUAUAAUAUAUUAAAUAUAUAUUUUCAUAUUAUAAAAAUAUUUUUAUCAUUUCUUAAAUAUCAUUAAAAAAGAAUAAAUGAUCUAUUUUUUUUUUCUUUUUCUUUUUCUUCAUAUUUUAUUUAUCGUGUGUCUUUUAUCAUUGUUUUUAAUUAUUAUUUUUUAUUUUAUUUUUGACGUAAUUUUUUUUUUUUUUUUUUUUUAAAAUACUACACCCUUAGAUCAAAUCGGAUUAUCGAAUUAAUUAUUGGAUCAAAUAUUCAUUUAAAAACAAAUUAAAUAUAAAUUCAUUCACAAAAGAUCCAUUGAAUAUCCGUCUACUUCCAACCUCUCAGUGUCAAGAAACUUUCAUGAGUGAGAGAAAUCGUCAAUCCAUUAUAGCAAUUUAUGGUAUGACCAUCAAUGCCUACAAAGAUUGCCAGUUUUGGAGCAAUAUUUAAGUUAGUCGAACGGAAUUGGAGUUAUGGGACUUUGAAUAUCAAAAUUAUUGUUGCCUUUAAAUCCAAUGAAAAAUGGUCGAAUUUCAUGACAUUUGAAGUUUAAUCAAUUAAGGUUAAAAAACAAAAAUUAAAAUUAAAGGUUUAAUCAAAUAGAAUUUGCAGAAAACCCACACUAUUUUAGUAUCUUUCCAGUCCCACAAGAAUUUGAUUCCAAAGAGGUUAGAAUACUGAGCUUUUGAGGUCAUGUUGUUCAGAAUAAAGGAAGCCCAAAUGAUUAUUGUGAUCAACCCCAAAAGUGGUCACAAGGGUUGAAGGCUGAUAUUGUGAUUUUGAUGAUAUUAAAUGCAUCAACUCUCAGCUUUAUUGAUGAGUAAGCGGCAAAGAUUCGCGGAGCUCUUGAGGAGUUGCUCGAAGAAAUUGUUACUUGAUCACGGACUGCAACUACAUUCAGCUGUAAUGAAAAUGGGAUUUGGGUCUGACAUGAUGAUAAACAAUGAUCUUAUAGUGAUGUAUGGAAAAUGUGGUAGGAUGAGCAUGGCUUGUGGUGUGUUUGAUAGAAUGCUUGAAAGAAAUGUUGUUUCUUGGACAGCUUUGAUGUGUGGGCACUUACAGCACGGUGAUGCCAAGUCGUCGUUAUGGCUUCUAUACCGGAUGGGACAUUCAGACGUUAAGCCCAACGAGUACACUUUCUCGACAAAUUUUAAAGCAUGUGGGUUUUUGGGUGUUCCGGAGAAUGGAAGACAGAUUCAUGGAAUGUGUGUUAAAGCUGGAUUUGAAUGGUUUCCUGUGGUGGGCAAUGCUGCCAUUGAUAUGUACUCGAGAUGUGGAAGAUUAAGUGAGGCGGCUCAGAUGUUUGAUAUAAUGCCAGUUAGAAGUCUCAUAACUUGGAAUGUUAUGAUAGCAGGAUACGCCCUUGAAGGAAUGGGUGAUAAAUCAUUAUUCUUGUUCAGGAAAAUGCAAGAACGAGGAGAAAUUCCUGAUGAAUUUACAUUUACUAGCACGUUAAAAGCCUGUAGUGGUCUUGGAGCAAUUCGGGAAGGAAAUCAAAUUCAUGCUUUUAUGAUCACAAGAGGAUUUCCAUUGUCGGACCGGACAAUCCUUGCAGGUGCCCUUGUUGAUCUGUAUGUGAAAUGUGGGAACUCACUUGAAGCGUGGAAAGUGUUUAAUCAAGUUGAACAUAAGAGUGUCAUUUCUUGGACUGCCCUAAUUCUUGGUUAUGCUCAAGAAGGAAUGGUAUCUGAGGCCAUGGACUUGUUUAGGCAGCUCAGAGAGAGUAGCAUUCAAGUUGACGGGUUUGUCCUCUCAAGCAUGAUUGGUGUAUUAGCUGAUUUAGCUCUCGCAGAGCAAGGGAAGCAAAUGCAUUCUUACGCCAUUAAAGUUCCAUCUGGCUUUGACGUAUCUUUAGCCAAUUCAAUUGUUGAUAUGUAUCUCAAAUGUGGGUUAAUAGAGGAAGCAGAAAGACUUUUUAGUGAAAUGCCAGAGAAAAAUGUAGUUUCUUGGACGAUUAUGAUUACCGGGUAUGGAAAACAUGGUCUUGGCAGAGAAGCAACUCAUCUGUUCAAGAAAAUGCAUUUGGAUAAUAUUGAGCCCGAUGGAGUGACUUACCUGGCUGUGCUCUCAGCUUGUAGUCAUUCUGGACUCGUCGAAGAAAGUCAAGAAUACUUCUCAAGAUUGUGCGAGGACCCUCGAAUCAUUCCUAGAGUUGAGCACUAUGCUUGCAUGGUCGAUCUCCUUGGUCGAGCUGGACGCUUAAAAGAAGCUUGGAAUCUUAUAAAGAGCAUGCCAUUAAAACCAAAUAUAGGGAUAUGGCAGACAUUGCUUAGUGCUUGUAGAGUACAUGGAGACUUGGAAAUGGGGAGAGAAGUAGGAGAAAUACUUUUGAGAUUAGAUGGUAACAAUCCUGUCAAUUAUGUCAUGAUGUCGAAUAUUUAUGCAGACGCCGGCUAUUGGAAAGACUGUGAAAGACUCAGACAUUUGGUGAAGGUAAAGGGGUUAAAGAAAGAAGCAGGACGUAGCUGGGUUGAGAUUGACAAGGAGGUCCACUUUUUCUACAAUGCCGAUAAGGCACACCCACUUACAGAUAGAAUACAUGAAGUUUUGAAGGAAAUGGAAAGGAGGAUAAAAGAAGAGAUGGGAUAUGCAUACGAAGCGAGGUUUGCAUUGCACGACGUGGAGGAGGAGUCAAAGGAGGAGAGCUUGAGAGUGCACAGUGAGAAGUUGGCAAUCGGGUUAGCAUUAGUUUGUGGUGGCCUGGAAAAGGGGGGAAGGCCGAUUCGGGUUUUCAAGAACUUGAGAGUUUGUGGGGAUUGCCAUGAGUUCAUCAAGAGUUUGUCCAAGGUUUUGGAGAAAGUUUUUGUGGUAAGGGAUGCAAAUAGGUUCCACAAGUUUGAGGAUGGACUGUGCUCUUGUGGAGAUUUUUGGUGAUAUCGUUUAGGAUGGUGGCCUGGCAAUUUUGCUGUGCAAGUUUCUUGAAUAGAAGACUGAGGCAUGCUUUUUGUUCGCGAACUUCAGUUCUCUUUUUUGGCCUCUGUAAAAGAAAAUCAGAGGCCGAAAUGAAAAUUCAGGGGUGCUGCAGCUUUGCUGAUGGAGUAGGCUACCUGAAAGAAUAAGAUAUGCAAAUAUCUAAACUAUCUUGCCAUACAUAUUGAUCGUAGUAGUUCUGUGGUAUAUGGCUGGCUUGUCAAGAAGUUUUGCAUAUUAGCCACUUGCACCAUUGUGAGAACAGAAGUUGAACUUCUAAUUCUUGUUGGUAUAUGCUCGAUAGAUAGUUCAAGAUACGAGAUAUGUACCCGUUAAAUUUUACAAAACCCAUGUUUUUGUUACCAUUGGAGAAGGAACCGGGUUCCCCAGAAAAGAGGUCCUGCCUGCUAGAGCAACGAAAAUUGCAGCCAUCAUUGCCCGGUGCAGAAAUCUAUGUCUCUUUAGUAGCACUUUGCUUUUUUUCUUUUCUUUUCUUUUCUUUUAAUUUCUUUUUUAAAAGCUUAUGUUAUAUUAUAUAUUUUCAGAUACAAAAUUUGCAGAGAAACCAAGUUGAAAUUUUCAAGAACAAGCUCCAAAAGGAUUGCGAGAUUGAAAGCAAAAGUUUGGUACUGCUUAUGCACAAGAAAGAGCACAGGAUAAGUGAACCAAAAAGGUAGAGAAGAUUGGCAGUAAUAAGUUGGAGAAGGCCAAAGCUAGAGCGUGUAGAGGAAAAGAGAGAAGAGGGUGCAUUGAAGAGAGCCGAAGCUAAGAUGGUUUAUAGCAAUGGAGGAAUUAAAAUUCCCAGAGUAUUGGUUCAUUCAAAUAAUUAAUGUCUGAUGUUAGGUUUGUAUCCACGCUACCCCUCCUAGCCACGUAACGUGUCUUUGGAGGACCAUAUUCUUGCGAAGCUGGUAUGGACACAUCCUCUUCCUUGUCUGGUUUGAAGUGGGAUUUAGCUUCUCCCCUUGGGAAGAGUUGAUAGAUGUUGCCUGUUACCUAAUGAGUAGCUGGUAUGUGCUCUCUUUUAUAUUGCCUUUGCUAAAACUGCUAUGCUUAUAUGGAAGCUGACUUGGGUAACUACGUUCAAAUGAUGAAACCGUGUGUGUGAGUGUGUGUGUGUGAGAGAGAGAGAGAGAGGGGUCAGCCUCUAUAUAUAUAUAUAUAUAUAUUUUUUUUUGGUCAGCCUCUAUAUUGUUUACCUAAAAUCAUUGAAAAAUGUUGAUUUGGGCAAAUACAAUAAAGCAA